This is a messenger RNA of Cercopithifilaria johnstoni, 5817 nucleotides long. The record is from the annotation of a GenBank genome assembly. NCBI's taxonomy places the organism in Eukaryota, Metazoa, Nematoda, Chromadorea, Rhabditida, Onchocercidae.
AUGAUCUUAUUUGUUUACUAUUUGCGACGACAAUUACAACAACAACAAUUGCUAUUGAUUACGCUUUUAUUACAAUUAUCGCCUCUGCAACGUAAUUUUGACGUAUCAGCGCAGUGGAUUACAGUCUCCGAAUUUUCGAUGCGUGUACCGGGUCGUUGUACUAAUACCAAUGAUAAUUCAAAAAAUUCGCAACGACAACAGUUUGAUUGUGGUAGUAACAAAAUGCAACCACAGCAACAACGUUGUAUUCCACUUCAACAUUUCCAUGAUGGUAUUGUGGAUUGUCCCGAUGGAAGUGAUGAGUUUUGCUUUCCCGGUUAUGUGAAAUGUGGCUCGUAUUGCGUGUCACUACAAUAUGCAGCUCAGUGUUUUAUUAAUCCUCGAUGUGAUAAUUCGCCAACAUCACCACAAUUUUGCGAUGUCACCAAGAAAAAAUUAUGUUCAAUUGAGGGAACAGUGCCUUGCAAAGGUUAUGGUGAAUGUGUCAUGAGAAAAUGGAUCGAAAAGGGCCAAACGAAUUGCAUCGAUAAAUCUGAUCAAGAUCAUGUUUACAUUGCUGUAUUUGGUAUUAGACGUCGCACUAAUCUAUAUCCAAAUUUGCAAUUUGGUGGCAAUACAUCUGAUGUCUUUCGAGGUAUGACUAGCACUCAGCGACUUAAUUCAUCUUGGUUGCAAUCAGUUUCUCUUUCACCAUCAAAUCCUGGUUGGAGAAAUGAUACCGAUCGUGAUUUUACCUUGGAGAUCACAAAGGAAUGGAAUAAUACAACCAUUCAAUCAACAACCAAGCAAUUCGUAUUUCAAAUACCGAAUAGUAACAUGAUUGAUCUAGAUUUAAAAUCUUCGAAUUUUAAUACUACUACGAUAUAUAGUUUCACCAGCAAAGCAGAAAAUUUCAAUGAUUCUAUUCAUGUAAAUCAUCAGGUACAGCAAAAUUCUCAAAAUAUGAUUCCGACGAAUAGACAAGAGCAUUUUUCUAACACUUAUCAGAAUUUUACCAUGCCAGUUGAGGCUAAUCAAGUAGGACAUGAUUCAAGUGAUAACUCAAAUGGAAUUACUACUACUACAUACCAACUUCAUUUGACCACUGUAAAAUCGAGUAUAACUGAUUUUUUUACUGCUAAUUCUGCUGUUGAAAUGCUGCAAUCAUCACUCACUUAUCGUCGCGGUGAAAAUCCAACGCAACAAAUUUUCGAAAAAUUAGAAAGUUCAAUAAAGGCAUCAAUAAACCCAGCCGAAAUGGCUAAAUCAUCCGAUGCUAUCCCAGCUGAUAACAAUAGCAACGGAACGGAGUAUAAUGAUAUUUUAAAGCAAAAUACACUCAUUGCACCAAAUGGAAUUUCGUUAUCAUCAUCUAACCAACAACAGAAUCAGAAUGAAAUCUUUAAUCUUUCUCCAAAUAAGAUUUCGAACAGUACCAAAAAUACAGCAGUAAUAUCAAAGGAACUACAAUCACCAUCACUUACACCAAAUCAACAUUUGGAGGAAAGUAAUAUUAGUACCACACCCAGCCCAUCACCGAAUCAAAUAGCAUGCGCUCGUUACGAGUACGCAGAAGCACAACGUUUAGUACCGAAGCCCACAUGCACUUGUCCACCAGGACAAAUGCCUAGUGGUGAGAAUGCCACAUGUAAAACAACCAUAGUAUCAACAUUUGGCAUUGAUGUGAAUCACAUAUGUGGUGGCAUGGAAACGGAUCCGGAAGAGCGAUCUCGACUUGCCAUUUUAGUGUUGAAUCGAACCCGGUUACCUUAUCAGGCUUGUGUUCGGCGUGAUGGUUAUCCAGUUAUGGUACAGCUUAAUUGCUCCCAGUGUACUACUACGGAAUUUGACGAAGCUUUCAAACGAAAUUCUAAUGAUCAAUAUAUACCUCUACGAAUAAUGGAGCUUUCUCUUGGCGCUUGCUUGACAUCAGCGCUAAAUGAUUGUGAUCCAGAACAUGCUGAUUGUUUGGUUAAUGGUCCUCGAUAUGAAUGUCGAUGUCACGAGGGCUGGAAUGAUACCUCAGAAGAAAUAGGACAAGCAGAAGGAAGACGAUGUGAACAGUUGAUCUCACUUGCCAAUGGAUGUAUUCUAUUUCUUGGCUACUGUUUGUUUUGGUGGUUUCUUUUAUUUGGUAUCAUCCUCUUUUUGGUACUAUUAUUGCUAUGUUUCCUUUACUACAUUAUAUAUGAAUGGUGCAAGAAGCGAAGACAACGAAAUGUUGUAGUAGAAGAACAGGGCCAUUUGGUUACAUCGAAAAUUGGUUCAGUCACAAAUAGCUUUUCUAAGGUGGCUACGACCGAAUCAAUCAAUAUGACUAAUAAUCCUAACUCCAUUGGCUUAAAUAACAUCUCGGAUGAUGAAAAAGCAGUAUCAACUGUUGAUACCAAAUGUAUUGCCAACUCUAAUCCAAGCAACAAUCAAAAUGUUUCCAAGGCAACGAAGAAAGUUCUCGUCAGCCAAGAAAGUGUGGAAUCGUUAGAUGAGUGGCAGACAAAUGAUGAAAUCAACAAAGAUGAAAAACAAUCACCAAAAAAGCAAUUAGAAGUUUCCAAACAAACCUCUGGUGGUCUGAAAUCUGAAAGAAAAGAAACACUGGCCAAUAAAAUCAUUAACGCUGAUUCACUCGUAUCCUCACAUAAGAGACUGAAGAGAACUACAUCAGAAUCAUAUACAACAUCUAACGAAGUGUCAUUGGAAUCUCAGAAGAGUACAAAUAUGAUGACACAUGUUAUAUCACAGAAAGGCACCGAAGUGUUGCCAAGUGGUGGGAAUGUGAUAAAAAAAUUAGAGAAAGCCGAGUCCACGAAUUCUAAUGUAAUGAACGUCAGUCAGUCAUUAUCGGAAACAUCACUACGUACAAUGUGGGAAUUAUUUAAGCAGGGCAUGUGGAAACAAUCGUCCAGGCCUAGUUCUAUCAAAUCUUCAACACCGUCUCUGGACCGUCUUAUCGAUGUAUUCUUGUGCCGAAAGAGAAGUAAGAAAAUUCAUCCUGAUGCUAUCACAACAUCCAACAGCAUCGAGUAUCCAUUGGAUACUGUUAAGACAGUGGAUCAUGGGAUCGAUAUCACUUCUCAGUUAUCAGAUACUAUUUUCACAACGGUUACAACGUGCUGCGGUACCAUUGCAGCUACAGCAACAACAACAACAACAACAGCUAAUAGUAAUAUUCCUAAAUUGCUGCAUCCAGAACAUGCCGUUAGUUCCUCUAAUGAUGUAGUCAAUACUAACGUACCAAUGCAAACGCAUGUAUUGGAGCAAAAGAUUAUAACUGACACAAAAACAUCAACCGGCACGAGUACCAUGUCAUUGCUACCGGGAGAGCUACCGCUGCCAUUAAAUGUUGCAGCAGCACAAUCGCCUAAUUCUAGCAUUGCUGUUGCUAUAUUUGACCGAUCAAAACACAUUCAAGCCAACCAACCAACGUCGGGUGUAGCAUUAACUGCCGCAAAUGAGAUACUUCAACAAAACAAUUCAACCAAUGUUACAACUGCCGUUGAGAUGCAACAUUCUGCAGUAGAGAAAAAUGCAGCUUUUGAUCAGAAACCAUCAACAAUCGCACAAAUUGAAAAUGAAGCAAAAGAUCCAAUGAAUAGCAAACUGUCUACUACUACAAUUGCCACUAGUUCAGAUAUACAGUUAGAACGAUGGAUCAGCACAGCAGAACCCUGCUCUAGCGUACUUUGUAAAAGACAAUUUGAGCAUGGCAGACGACUGAAUAAUGAUGCAGAACAAAAAACGCCAUCGACAGCCGAUGAAUUAAGGGAUGCAUUAAAAGAGAUAGCUUCAACGAAACCACCAACAAAACGACUCACUGAAAACCAAAAAAAGAAAUUAAGUGUAUCAUGUGGACAUUUGCAUAUUCAAGGUGAUAAUGAAAUCGGCGGGAAAGGAGGUGGUUUUAUUUGUCAGUCACUGGCUACUGCUAGACAACAGUCUCGACGAAAACUUUCUAGUAUAGCGGAAAAAAGCAUCGAAAUGAUGAAUGGUGGAAGCCAAUUGAUACCAUCGCCAAGUAGUAUCAGUUGUCCAACAACUACUCGUAGAAACAAAGGAUUUAUACCGACGUUUGAAAGAAAUUUCAAUCCAAUGAAUGAUGGUAACAGUAAACUGGAGCAUAACCGAACCAAUACUAAGGUGAGGCUCAGAAAGGAUAGCGAUACAAGCAGUUGGCAUCAACGUCCGAUUUAUAAUGUUGACUCACGACCAUCGUGGGAUUUUUCACCAUUGAAAGAUGGUGAUCUGGAUCGCAUUGCGCCACUCAAACCUGGUUUUUUACAUUGUUAUCAGCGGCGGAAAUGGCUUUCACCAUUGCCUCUUGAUGACGAACGUGUUACAGCCUUACGAUUAAACAGAGGAAAUAUGAGUGGACGAAGACAAAGUGACUGGAGAUUGCAUGACGUUCCCCAUGCACCUAUAGCGCCUACAUCACAUUCAGCACGAUUAAAUACUCAUUUAUCAUCUGCCAAAAUGUUACGGAAUAGCAGUGGCAUAAAGUGGACGCCAUAUAGUUCUGAAGAUCACAGCAAACCGGCAAAAGAACAGUUGUGGUGGGAAACUGCGGGAUGUCUACUGCCAGUAACUGUUACGCUUAUAACUACCGCAAUUACAAAAAGAUGUAUCCGGAAAAUUGGGGACGAUGGACAGUAUUGGAUUGAUAUUAUCGAAGUAAAAUACUCCAGGCAUAUUAUCGCACAUAAUUUCGCUUGUAGUUACUAUGCGGAACGGACGUUUAGUAUCUUUAAGAAGUUUUUUAUUCUAGUGAGCUGUAUAACGUUGUGGAAUAUCAUGUAUCUAUUAUCCCAUUAUUUGUUCAUUCCAUUCCUUGCUUAUUACUUAUUACUGCGAGUGAAGAACGCUAGUGGCCAGCAACAACGACUACAGCUAAGUGAUACAUCAGUUGAUGAAUGGCGUGGAUAUUUCAGAAAAGAACAUUCUUUGGCUAAACCAUAUCAGGGUAAUGGAAUGGGUAUUCCAUAUUGGGAUAUACAAGGCACAACCAUCGUUACUGCACAGCAUGUUCGUUUAACGUCGGAUACGCAAAGCGUUCAAGGCGGCAUUUGGAAUAAUGUGCCGGUGAGUGCUCGAGAUUGGGAGCUACAUGUGAAUUUUGCAAUCCAUGGUUCCACUGGUGAUUUGUUUGGUGAUGGAGCAGCUAUAUGGUAUGUGCAAGAUCCUGGCCAAGCAGGACCUGUAUUUGGAUCGAAAAAUUAUUUCCGUGGUUUAGGAAUUUUUCUGGAUACUUACAGUAAUCAUAAUGGACCACAUGGGCAUGGUCAUCCGUAUAUCUCAGCAAUGGUCAACAACGGUUCGCUGAAUUAUGACCAUGACAUGGAUGGCACGCAUACACAGCUGGGUGGUGAACAUACAGGUUGUGAAGCGAAAUUUCGGAACAGACAAUAUCAGACGCAAUUAUUGAUCCGAUACGUUGGCGAUGUACUAUCGAUCUAUACUGAUGUUUUGGGCACUGGAAAAUGGAAAGAGUGCAUGAUUGUUGAUGGCGUCCAGUUACCUACGGGAUAUUACUUCGGUAUCACAGCUGCUACAGGCGAUUUAUCCGAUUAUCAUGAUGUCAUAUCGGUGCGAAUGUUCGAACAAGAGUUUGUACAUGUGCAGGAUGAUACUGGUAUUACCGUGGAUCCUCGGCAGCGCGAACCUUAUGCACAAAAUGUUGCAGCACCACGUGACCAUAUAGACCAACCACCGGCAUCAAAAUUAGGAUGGAUUGGUACUACAGUAUUAGUAAUAUUAGGUGGUGCCUUGUGUGUGUUGGUUUUAUGGUUUGGUGUUAUUUUUGUCAAUCAUCGGCAGCAAAUGUCGAAGAAACGAUUCUAUUGA